Messenger RNA from Ylistrum balloti, 3423 nucleotides. RefSeq names its product retinal guanylyl cyclase 1-like. Gene Ontology annotation, biological process: protein phosphorylation; intracellular signal transduction; cyclic nucleotide biosynthetic process. The record is from RefSeq and is a predicted model, not a curated record. Gene Ontology annotation, molecular function: protein kinase activity; ATP binding. Lineage: Eukaryota; Metazoa; Mollusca; Bivalvia; Pectinida; Pectinidae. The coding region runs from base 1 to 3423 and encodes 1140 amino acids. The transcript has 3 exons.
AUGGAUUGCUCACGAGUAAAGGUUUAUGUAUGGAUGUGCUUGUGCUUGUAUAAAUAUGUGGCAGGUGUUGUGUACGUCCGUGGAAGGGGGGCAAGCUUUCCCCAUGAAGUUUACAAAGAAUGGAGAUCGGCUUAUCGCCUCUACAGGAAUGCGCAUGUCAACCUGGAUAUGCCUUACGAAGCCGUUGGAAGUGGGAAGGGAAAGGAAGCUAUAAAGGAAAACAUUGAUAUUGAGUAUGCUGGUUCCGACUCGUUGUUGUCCACGGACACGAUUGCUAGCCAUCCCGAUCUUGUGCUAUUUCCGAUCAUGGCUGGGGCGGUGAUGUUGGGCUAUAAUAUACCUGGCCUAGGCGGCCCUCUUGUGCUCUCGAGAUCAAUGAUCGUUGGCAUUUUUAACGGCACUUACACGUGGUGGAACGAUACUGUGUUCACAUCGAGUAACCCUGGUCUCAACAUCCCUUCAAAAAGGAUUAUCGUUAUAGCUCGUGCUGACAAAUCUGGUACUACUUCUAUAUUCACGGAAGCUUUGUCUGCUUUCAGUCAAGAAUGGAGUCAGCAAUACGGAAUAUUCUCAAAAGGCAUUAACCCGGAUACUGAACUUCCGUAUCAUUGGAAUUCGGACGUCAUUACUUAUUACGGUCAACAGAAUAGGGGAGUGUCGGGCUUAAUUUUAUCUUUCAGGGAUUCAAUAGGUUACCUCUCUGUUGCUGAUGCUUACGAGGCAGACAUCGCUUCAGCGACAAUCGUGAACAAAGCUGGUCGACUAAUCACCGCUAACUCUACCACCGUCCAGAGUGCUAUGGAUUAUUUUUCGGAAAAAAGUUCUGAAUUGACGUUCAGCUUAGCAGAUGGCGGUUCGGACUUGGCAUACCCGAUAGCAGGAUUCACCCACAUAAUCAUGUACAAAACAACAAUGAAAAACUGUGCGUCUGCUAAAGAGCUGGUACGUUAUUUAGACUGGGCAAUGACAUCAGAGUCUGAGCGAGCAGCGUGCGAUAAUAAAGGUAUGGCGCCACUAAGUCUGAAUAUGGUUGAGCAAGUGAAGUCAGUCGUUCUGAAAAAUAUAGUUUGUCACGGCGCAAACGUGUGGGAUAUGGUGCAGAGUGACAAAGAAGCAGAAGGUAGAGAGGUACAGCAAUGGGUUAUUCCAGUAUCAGUCACUAUUCCCAUAGUAGCAUUGUGCAUCCUGUGUCUUUGCUGUUAUAUCAUCAAGCAGCGUAUGCAUAUCCAGAAAAUGAUUGAUAACGACGAAUGGCUCAUUCCGAUCGAGGACAUACUUUUUUACUUUGACGGAAGAGGUAGGUCAUCCAUGAACUCGCGAAUCGCUGAUCUAUCUUCUGUAAUGUCAGCUGCGUCGGUGAAAGACGCAUCGGACGACGAUAUCCUGAUUAAGCACAUUAUACAGUGGCCGGGGAAAUAUCGAGGCAAUCACAUAGGCAUUCGUCUGAUGGAGGUCGCAGAGCUAGACCAGUUGGCGCGGCAGACUAAACAUCAGUUACUGUUACUGAAGAAUAGAAUCACACACGCCAACGUGGUAAGGAUGUUUGGUUUGACGGAGGUCGAUGCUAGAAGGUACGUUAUUGGAGAUUACUGUGGCAAGGGUAAGAUGACAAACCUUCUUCGUGAUGACAAGUUUAACUUGUCUAAUGAUUUCAAAUGUACCCUAGCAGGAGAUGUGGCAAACGGAAUGCAUUACUUACAUUCGAAUGAUAUAGUACAUGGUCAGUUGCGAUCUGAUUCUUGUCUUAUAGAUGACAGGUGGCAGGUGAAGAUAUGCGACUGGGAAUAUGUGACACUUUUGUCAUUACAACAAGCGAAUGUCUCCCCAAUACUCACAAUGCGAAAAAAUUCAGACAAGGACUUAACCACAAAUGAAAUCGCUUUCAAAAAUUUUUGGAUUAGUCCAGAAAUAUUGCGAUCGGACUUUACUGUCUUUCCAUCAAAAGACUCAGACGUGUAUAGCUUCGCUAUCAUUCUUCAAGAAAUAUUCACCCGAGAAGAACCGUAUUCUGAACAUGCGGGCAUGUUGACUCCGCCAGAGGUGAUAAGUGCUGUGACUCUUAACAAUCUUCGACCAGAACACAAUGAAGACACACCCGUUAACAUAAGACAGCUUAUGGAGAUAUGUUGGAAUGACAACGCAAUAUCACGUCCUUCCUUCGAGCAGAUUCUUAAAUUACUCAAACGUGCCAAUCCUCUUAAAAAGACUGUUAUAGACAGCAUGAUGUCUUCGAUGGAAGAAUAUAUUGCCCAUUUGGAGGAGAGAGUUGAAGAGAAAAACGCUGAAUUGAAGGUCUCUAAUAACAAAUUAGAAACGACACUGUCUGGUUUGAUGCCUAAAUUUCUUGCACAAAGAUUAUCGAAUGGUAAAUCCGUCAAACCAAUGUUCAUAUCAGAUAUCGCAGUAGCCAUCCUGGAUAUUUCGCACUCUCUUGCAGACAUUGAAAAUGUAAAUCCUAAUGACGUCAUCGCUUUUAUCAACGAACUUUGUUUUGAAAUUGAUAUGCUUGCACGAAAAUAUUCUGUUUACACUACCCAAAUGAAUGGUUGUUCUCUAGCACUUGUGUAUGGCGUGGAGUCAUCUUCCUCGAUAAAAGUGGACGAAAUGUGUCUUUCGAUGGUAAAUCUGGGCUUGGAUAUCCUCUCACAUGAGGAUAUUGAAAGGCUGGCAAAUUCAACAGAGCACCAAUUUGACAUGAGACUUGGUGUUCACGUAGGCCCUGCAAUCACUGGCCUAUCUGGAAUAGCAUCACCAUCCUAUGUAGUGUUUGGUAAUUGUACGGACAUAACACAGGCUAUAGCACGCACCGCACCUGUCAGAACUGUACACGUGUCCGAGAGUUUGUGGCGAAACAUCAAGCGCAGCAAGCAGUUUGAGGCCAAUACAGCGGGAGAGCUUAGUGUGAAGGGGAUGACUUUUGUCACCUAUACAGUGAAAAGAAUACAAGAAGGAGUGAAAUACGCCACAUCAGAGGAUUCUGGCGUGGGAGUGGAGCCACAAUCCCAGACAUUAAUGGAAUGUUCCGACACAAAAAAGAAAAACGACCGUUUAUACAAGACAAGCAAAAAAGUGAACGAUCUUCGACAAGAGGCCGAAAUACAGAGUUUCGACAUAGUUGAUGUUAAGUUCGCUGAUCGUGCAAAAAGUAUAGGGAUUCAUGGUGACACAUCGCGGACACGAGUAAAGGAUAAACAACAUAACUACUAUCACAAACGAUAUUCUAGUUCCCACAGACGACGUUCACUUGAUUUCAUUAACGAUGCUAGUGUACAAAGUGUACAGGACAGUAUAACAUCCCUUCCUUCGGAGAUGGCAGUCAUGCACACGUCCCACGUUGGGCUACCUGUAUCCAAGGAAUACGUCCCGGUCAAAAGUAAAUGGAAACGUAGAUUCUUUGCGAACAAUAUCUAUCCUGACAAUUAA